This is a messenger RNA of Triticum aestivum (bread wheat), 2602 nucleotides long. RefSeq names its product nucleolar protein dao-5. NCBI's taxonomy places the organism in Eukaryota, Viridiplantae, Streptophyta, Magnoliopsida, Poales, Poaceae. The record is from RefSeq and is a predicted model, not a curated record. Gene Ontology annotation, biological process: mitochondrion organization. Gene Ontology annotation, cellular component: mitochondrion; membrane. The transcript is spliced from 6 exons. The coding region runs from base 108 to 2150 and encodes 680 amino acids.
UCAAAUCAAAAACAGAAAAAGGAAGCAAGAGAGCCGCUGGGGCUGUGGGGAGGGCGUCUCGCGGCGUGGCGGAGCGCGUCCCCGCCGCACGCCGCCUGUUCGACGAAAUGCCUCCGCGGCGAGACGGCGCGCCGACGCCGACCUCCUCGCCACCGCCGAGCCCCGGCGGCACGCCCUCCGCUUCCAAGGGCGCGACUCCCCCACCCUCGUCUCCGCACCCCGCCUCCAAGGGCCCGUCCGCUCCGGGUGGCACCGGCACCGACGAUGAGGCCGCUGCUACCCCUCCCUCAUCUCCGCGCUGCGGCGGAAGCCCCCCCGUCGCCUCGAGAUCCCCAGCAUCGUUCUCCUUCCCCGCCUCUCCACGGGUGCACUGCGGCGGCCGCGGAAGCCCCCCCACGGCCUCGCCAUCCCCAACACCAGCUUCCUCUCCAGGGGUUGGCGUCUCCCUUGUAGAGCUGGUGGCGACCGGCGACGGCAAGCCUGCGGCGGGCGCGCACGAGGAGGAAGGGGAGGUGGAGAAGGCGAUGGAAGACCCCGUCAAGACGACCGCGCGCUCUGACCCGGAGAAGCAGCUCUCAUCUGCUCCGGGUGGUACCGGCACUGGCGACGCCACCGCCGCUACUCCACCCUCAUCUCUGCGCUGCUGCGGAAUCCCCUCCGCCGCCUCGACGCCCCCCGCAUCAGCCUCCCGACCUACCUCUCCACGGGUUCACUGCGGCGGAAGCACCCCCAUGACCAUCAGUUCUGACGCCGUCUCUGAGUCGGGAAAACAGAGCCUGCACGAGGUGGACCUUGAUCCGACGGAUAGGAAGCCGAGCCAGCAUAAGCUUGCAGAAGAGGCGGAGGAGGUGGAGCAACGGGAGAAUGUUGCGACGCAGAGAGGAAAACAACUUGAGGAGCGGGAGACACUCUUGAGGCAGACGCAUUACGCUGUUCCGCAAGGUCAUGCAGGAGUGAGCAACUGGGUGGAGAAGGAGGAGGAGGAGGAGAAGAGGAAGAGGAAGGGGAAAGAGAAGGAGGAUGAGGGUGAGGAGAAUGAGCAGGAGCAGGGGAAGGGAGAACAUAAUCAUAGCUGUCCUGGGUCUGGAUUAUUUCCUUGGACUGCAGAGCUACCCAGGGACGAUGCAUUGGCAGCACUGAAGCAACAACUGCUUAUGCCCCAACAGUCAAAAUUAAUGCCCACUCCGUCGGAUACGCCCAAUGCAGCAACAGCUGAGAUUACGGCAAUGACCAUGAGGACUUCCACACCCAAGGCCAAGGUAUACCAGUUUGAGACUCGUUUUAUGGCUCCCAGCCUUGAUCAGAGUACUUCUGAAAUCAACGAUCUUGAGAUGGUGAAAGUUGGCCUCCUUGUUCUUACAAGAUUGAGCGAGAACUUGCACGAGAGGAGGUUAUAUUCAACCAUUCAUGAAGUACUGAAAGCUGCAGUUGCUACAUACAAUACCAAUCAGCUUAUGACAGAGCGAGAUCGUGUGAGGUGGGAGAUCAGAAAGAUACUGACAGAUCAGACACAGAACCUUGGAAUUGCCAUUGAUGACGUCUCCAUUGUAAGCCUGAGCUUUGAAAAGGUGUUUACUCAGGACAUUCAAGAGAAAGAGGUGACUACACAAGAAGACAGGCAAGGUAACAGGACUACACAAGAAGCUGGGCAAGAUAACAGGAGUGCAAUGAUCAGGUCACAGGACGACGACCAGAUCUGGAACAAGAGGCAGAUUGGUUAUAUUUUUGAUCUAGGUACUGCGCUGGGCAUUAUAUUUUUGAUUCGACCCUGGUUGCCUAGUAGCUAUGACCGAUGGAUAAUGGCUGCAUUUGCUGCCGUUUGGGGGGCGGGCAGUGUGGGCUUGCCCAUUGGAAUGUUUGGCACCUCCAGGGUUGAAAAAAAUUGCAGUCGGCAUGUAGGGCGAUUCAUCUCUCUUUCCUUCUCACUGCUUGUCAUCCAUGCAAUCUACAUCCUGACACUAAAUGUCGCCGGCACUCCACCAACCCCAUCUGUGUCGUCAUUUGGAAUCACCAACGGUGAUGGUGAUGGUGAUGCUGACUGGUGGACAACUGCUGGCUUCAUUGUGAUUGCGGCUCUAGUGUCAUUUGGGCACCUAUGGUCCUGGAUAAGAGGGUGUUGUACAGGUGGUGACAGGGACAUGUUGCCUUGAAUGUUGACAACAGUCUGGUGUAACCCUGGCCAUGUCAGCUCUCUUUUUCCGAGCCCUGAGACGGGAAAGCAAGAAGAGUUUGUCUCGUCUACGGUAUUGAAAUGCUCGCUGGUUAUGCUAUAUCGCUGUGAUGAUCAAUGUAGAUUUUUGCCUUUGCUGCUGUUUGGCUGGUACAGGAAUACGGAUAUGCCGAGUUGCUGACACAAGCUCUCCAGGUCUGUUGGGGCCUUUGUAUAUGCGGUGCUUAUGCUGUUGAAGUGUUGAUACUCAUAGAAUAGAAUAGAAUAGAAUAGAAUAGAAUGUUUUUUUGGAAAGAGUAGAAGGGUUUCUGUGCAGUGUUUGAAUGCGUGAUGAGAGGUCGUUGGUGUGUUGUUUUGGAUCUCGGCCACUCAGUGUGAUGUUGGGAGUAUGAUUUUCGCCGUAUGUUGCGUGAAAUUGGUUUUGCAUUUUAA